This is a messenger RNA of Acanthosepion pharaonis, 1443 nucleotides long. The record is from the annotation of a GenBank genome assembly. NCBI's taxonomy places the organism in Eukaryota, Metazoa, Mollusca, Cephalopoda, Sepiida, Sepiidae.
AUGUUUUUAAUCCUUUCUGAUGUUUGGCUCUUCUUUCUUUUUCCUUCUCCCUUGUAUUUCCAUUUCUCUUCUUACUUCUUCUUACAAUUUUCUUUCUCUAUUUUCUCUCCAUUUGCAAUCUCUUUCUCUUUCUUGUUUCUUCCUACAUAUUUCUUCUCUCUUUUCUCUAUAAUUACCUUCUCACUCCAAUUUCCUUUGCUCUUCUUUCUAUAUUUUUGUCUUUCUUCUCUUUCCAUUUACCUUCUCCCCAUUUUACUUCUCUCUUCUUCCUAUAUUUUCUUUUCCCUUCUCUCUUCAUUUCCAUCCUCUUUAUCUCUCUAUUUACCUUCCUUCUCUUUUCUUCCUACAUUUCCUUUCUCUCUUCUCUCUCAAUUUCUCUUCAUUCUCAUUUUCUUCCUCUCUAUUUCCUUUCUCUCUUUUCUCUCCAUUUACCUUCUCUCUUCUCUCUUCAUUUCCGUCCUCUUUAUCUCUCUAUUUACCUCCCUUUUCUUUUCUUCCUACAUUUUCUUUCUCUCUUCUAUCUCCAUUUAUCUUCUCUCUCCCUUUACCUUCUUUCUCAUUUUCUUCCUCUCUCUCUAUUUCUUUUCUCUCUUUUCUCUCCAUUUACCUUCCCUCUUCUCUCUCCAUUUUAUUCGUCUUUAUCUCUCUAUUUACCUUCCUUCUCUUUUCUUCCUACAUUUUCUUUCUCUCUUCUCUCUCUCUUUACCUUCUUUCUCAUUUUCUUCCACUCUCUAUUUCCUUUCUCUCUUUUCUUUCCAUUUACCUUCUCACUUCUCUCUCCAUUUCCCUCCUCUUUAUCUCUCUAUUUACCUUCUUUCUCUUUUCUUCCUACAUUUUCUUUCUCUCUUCUCUUUUCAUUUGCCUUCUUUCUCCAUUUAUUUUCAUUCUCAUUUUCUUCCACUCUCUAUUUCCUUUCCCUCUUUUCUCUCCAUUUACCUUCUCUCUCCAUUUCCCUCCUCUUUAUCUCUCUAUUUACCUUCCUACAUUUUCUUUCUCUCUUCUCUCUCCAUUUGUCUUCUUUCCCAUUUUCUUCCUCUCUUUAUUUCCUUUCUCUCUUUUCUCUCCAUUUCCCUUCUCUCUUUUUUCAAUAUUUUCCUUCUUUCUUACUCCAUAUCCUUUCUCUAUUCUUCCUAUAUUUUCCUUCACUCUUCUCUCUUCAUUUUCCCUCCUCUCUUCUUUCUCCAUUUCCCUCCUCUUUUCUCUUUUUUUUCCUUUUCUCUUCAUUUCUCUUCUUUCUUAUUUCUAUAUUUCCCUUCUCUCUCUAUCCAUUUCUUUACCCUCUUUUUUCUCUCCAGUUUCUCUCUUCAUAUCACUCUUCCUCUCAAUUUUGAUUUUUCUUUUUCUUUUUCUCCCAGCCCUCUUUCCCGCCUUUUUUUUUCUCUUUUAGUUUUCUUUUCAUCUCCCUAUUUAAUUUUAUAUUUUCUAAAUAGUUUCUCACUUUGA